Peronospora matthiolae is the source of this 876-nucleotide messenger RNA. NCBI's taxonomy places the organism in Eukaryota, Oomycota, Peronosporomycetes, Peronosporales, Peronosporaceae. The record is from the annotation of a GenBank genome assembly.
AUGUUUCGGCGAUCGCUGUCGGUGCUGGGCGCUUAUAGCUGGAAGGACGUGCCGUACGUGACGGAGUGUCCGCACCAAUUGCAGGCACUCGAUCUCUCAAUUCCUCAGAGAGCUCCUCUGCAUGCCAAGCUGCCUACUUGCGUGUUUGUCCAUGGCGGAGCGUGGCAACGGGGCGACAAAAGCGCUGGACUGAACAAAGAUAUCGACGCAGCUUUCGUGCGUGCUGGAUGCUUGGGCGUCACGGUCAAUUACCGGUUGGCACCAGAAGUGCGUCACCCCACGCACGUCGAAGAUGUCGCUGCUGCAGUCACGUGGCUGCAUCGGAACGUUGCGAAGUUUGGCGGUGAUCCAAACAACUUGGUGCUCGUGGGGCACAGCGCGGGUGCGCAUCUAGUCAUGCUGAUUCUAGCGGACCCACAGUAUCUGAAAGCGGCUGGACUGGAUCAGCCAGUAGACGCAUUUGUCAAAGGAGCCGUGGGCAUCUCUGGUGUCUACAACAUCGUGCGACUCGCUAACGCUCCAUUCUUUGGAUCGCUCGUCGCACAGCCUCCGUUUGGUGACCGUGUCGAGCACUGGCGACAGGCUUCCAUUGGGGCGACCGUCACGCGGAUCGGGGCGACGUCACCACUUCUCAAAAUGCCGUUGCUGCUCGUGAAUGCACAGGACGAUUUCCACUUUCGUGACGAUGCACAGGAGCUCGCGCGGUGGCUGAUUGCAGCAGGAAAUCCCCAUGUCCAACGCCACGUGGUGACCAAUUGUAACCAUUUUAGCAUCAUCCAGCAUCUCGCGCACGACAAGCCCGACAACAACACGACCAUGAGCUUGAUCCAGACAUUUCUAGCGAGCAUUUCGACCACACCCGCCCCUCGUGCCUAA